This is a messenger RNA of Heterocephalus glaber (naked mole-rat), 7852 nucleotides long. RefSeq names its product ciliary rootlet coiled-coil, rootletin family member 2 (gene Crocc2). Gene Ontology annotation, cellular component: centrosome; centriole. NCBI's taxonomy places the organism in Eukaryota, Metazoa, Chordata, Mammalia, Rodentia, Bathyergidae. The record is from RefSeq and is a predicted model, not a curated record.
ACUGCUCCUGCCCAACGUUCCUGAGUCUCAGACUGAGUACUGCACCCUGUUUCCAGGGAAACCCAGUUGCCACAGCAACGGCCAUGGCUUGGUUGGACAUGUGGCUUCCCCAGCCGAGUCGGGCAGCUUUGUGCACAGCAGGACGAGCCGAGCCUCCUGCAGGUGCAAGGCAGGUGUGCUGAGUAGGGUGCUGGCCGGCAGGCAGGGCAGAGGAGCCUUGCCAGGGAGCCACGCCUGCACUUUCGGCCGUGCUGUGCUCCGGCCAGCCAUGAGCUCCUGCUCCAGCGAGCCUGGUGACGGGGCCUCCGCCGAGCGGUCCCCGCUGGGCCUGGACGCUGCAAUCCAGAGGUUGGAGGACACCAUCCUGGGCCCCAAGGCCAGCAAGGAAGACCGGGCGCUGACUGUGCGUGGGGAGGGGCAGCAAGCCUCACCCACCCCCGUGCCUGCCCGCAUCCGCGAGAUUGUGGCCAGCAGCCUGGGCGGCGAGUCAGCCCAAGGGGUGCAGCAGCUGCCCGCUGCCCUGGCCCGCGUGCAGGAGGAGAGCGAGCUGCUGCAGGAGGAGCUGACCCGGCUGGAGGGCUUGCUGGCCCAGGCAGGUGCCGAGCGGGAGGACCUGGCCAGCAGGUGCCACGUGGUCAGCGCGCGGCUGCAGGCCCAGCUGGAGACCACCAAAGCGCGGCUGCAGAGGUCGGAGCUGGAGCACAGUGUGGACUUGGAGGAGACCCUGGGCCGCCUGGAGGCCUCGGAGCAGAGGAGUGCUGGCCUCGCCCAGGUGAAUGCCCUCCUGCGAGGACAGCUGGAGCACAUGCAGAAGGCCAACGACAGGCUGGCCCAGGAGCUGGCCAGGGUGGCAGGCAGUGUGGUUCACCUGCAGCGGCAGCUGGAGCUGAGGGGGGCAUGGCGCUGGGCCGAGACACAGGCCCGGCCGCCAGGCCCCAGGGUGCCCCAGGACUUGCUCCUCCUGUGGAGACAGGCUGUGGCACUGCAGGCACAGCUGACAGAACUUCGGGGGGCCACUGAGAGGGGUCUUGCAGACUUGCGAGCAGACACGGCCAGGACAGCGUGGCGCCUGCACACGGCCUGCCUCAGCCUGGACUCCAACUUGCGCCUGGCAGCCGACAGUGCAGCCAGUGCCCUGGAGCAGCGGCUGCGGGAGCAGGUCCGAGAGACGCUGGAGCUGCAGGGCCGCUGGGAUGCAGAGAAGGUGGCGCUCCAGGCCAGGCUCUCUGAGCAGAUGCUGCUGGUGGAGGAGCUCACGGAGCAGAGCGAGCGGAGGGAGAGGACCCUCGCAUCCCCCAGGCCGGACGUCCAGAACCUGGACUCCUGGCAGCGCAGCGGGGGCCGCCUGGCAGAAGACACCCUGCGGACCGAGGUCCAGUCCCUGCGGGCCGAGGUGCAGUCCCUGCGGAGCGUCUUGACCAGCAUCGAGGAGAUGGUCCAGGCGGACGCCGGGAGCCCGGAGCAGGCGUGGAGCAGUGGCGCUGAAGGCAAGGAGGUGCGGGGCCGACAGAGGAGCCCCCCACAAGCCCCGUCCCCUCCACAGGCCUGCUCCCCAGCCAGCCUGGACCCAUCGCUGCAGGUCGUGGGAGCAGCCAUGGAGAGGCGAAGACAGCGAGAGCAGGAGCUGCGCCUGCAGCUGGAGUCCUCUCGGGCCGUGGCUGCCCAGCUCCGAGAGCAGCUGUCUGCGUGCAAACGGGAGCUGCGGGCCUCUCGGAGGCUCCUGCAGGACAGGGCGCAGGAGCACGAGGACCUCCUGGGCCAGCUGGAGGUGCAGAAGCAGGAGGCGCGGCGCUGCCAGACGUCUGCUGAGCUCUUGGGAAGGGAGAAGGUGGCCCUGGAGAUGGAGGUGGAGGAGCUGAGAGGGGAGACAGGCAUCCUGGAUGCAGAGAGGCAGAGGCUGGAGGCAGCCAGCGCGGAGCUGCAGAGGAGCCUGGUGCUGCGAGCAGAGCGGAGCCAGGGGCGCCUGGAGCAGCUGGAGGAGAAGGUCUCCUUGCUCAGGAAGGAGCUAGCAUCGGCCCAGGAGGCGCUGAGCGUGGCCCAGCUGCAGAGGGAUAUGUCAGAGAGCGAGCGGGAGAGCCUGCGUGGCACCCUGGCCCGGGCCGAGUCCAGCAAUGCUGACCUGGAGCUGCUGGUGACGCGGCUGAAGUCGGAGGGGGUAGAGCAGCGGGACUCGCUGGCCAUGAUGGCCACCCUGGUGGAACAGCUGGCCGAGGAUAAAGGCUCCCUGAACCACCUGGUGCUCCAGCUGGAGCAAGAGCGGGACCAGCUGCGGGAGCAGAGGACGACCCUGGAGCGGGGGCAGGCAGGCGCUGCGGAGGAGCUGGCGAGGGCCGAGCAGCAGCUGGAGCGUGUGUGGGCCGAGCAGCAAGGCCUUCAGGAGGCAUGUGGGCGCCUGGAGCAGCAGCAGGAGCAGCUGGAAGGGCAGGUGGCCCAGCUCGGGCGAGAGAGGGCCCAGCUCCAGGAGCAGGUGGGCCAGGUCACAAGCAAGAAACAAGCCCUGGAGGAGCAGCUGGCACAGAGCCUGCAGGACCAAGAGGCCCAGAUGGAUACUCUGCAGCAGGCCCUGCAGGAGAAGGGUGCUUUGUCUGAGGAGCGGGCCCACCUGUUGGCCAAGCAGGAGGCCCUGGAGAGGCAAGGCCAUCUCUCAGCGGAGGAGGCAGCUGAUCUCAGGGCCCAGAGGGACUCUCUGGAGAGCAGCCUCUUUGAGAGCCAACAACUGGUGACACAGCUGCAGGCCGAGCAGAAGCAGCUGGAGGAGGAGGCCCUGAGCACUUGUCUGGCUCACCAGGCCCUGCAAGUGGAGAUGGAGCAGCUGCGGAGCAACUGGGAGGCGCAGGCGAUGAGGCUGCGGUGGGAUGCAGGGCGGCUGCAGCAGCAGGUGGCCCAACAGAAGCGGGACACACAGCUGGCCCUGGAGAGCCAGGCGAUGAUGCACCAGGAGGACCUAGCUUGGCUCCAGAGGGAGAAGGAGACUCUCAGUCUGAGCCUUGCACACCAGCAGAAGCAGGAGAAGGAGCUGGUGGCAAAAUGUACAGCCGAGAGGGAGGCUCUAGAGGAAGAAAUUCAGAGGCUGAAGCAGGAGCGGGAUGAGAGCCUCCUCCAGCUGGAGCACAAGAUGCAACAGGCCCUGUCUGCGAAGGAUGUGGAGAAGAACCAGCUGCUCGAGGAGCACUCCAGGGCCAUGCAGGAGCUGGAACGGGUGCAGCAGGAGGCCCAGGGCCAGCAGGUCCACGCUGAGGUCACCAUCAGUACCCUGACCGAGGAGCUGAGGACCUUGCAGGCCCAGUUCGAGGGCACCAUCUCCGCCCAUCAGCAAGAGGCCACGGAGCUGAGUGAAAGCCUCCGGGAGACAGCAGCCCAGCGGAGUGACGUGCGGAGAGAGGCCGAGAAGCUGCAGGCCCAGCUAAGUGUGGCCCAGGAAGCGCAGGCCAGGCUGCGCCUGGAGCUGCAGGGCAGUGAGGAGAGGCUCGAGGGGCUGCGCAGGGAGGCCCUGGAAGCCCACCAGGCACUGGGUGACGAGGCCCAUGAGAAGGAUGCGCUGCAGUGCUCCAACGCCGCGCUUCGGGCCGCCCUCCACAGGGCCGAACAGGACAAGGCCAGUUUAAAGCGGACCAACGAGGAGCAGGAGCAGAAGCUGCGAGCGCAGGACGAGGUCCAGGCAGCAGCCCAGGAGGAGACCAGCGAGCUGCGGGCCAGGGUGCAGGCCCUGGCGUGGGCACAGGGGGAGGCCCGUCAGGAGCUGCAGGCGUGCCGCAGGCAGGUGAGGACACUGGAGGCUGAGAAGCAGAGGCAGAGCAGAGAGGUGAGCGUGCUGCAGGCCCAGUGCCCACAGGAUGCCCAGCGACAGCAGCGGAGCCAGCAGGCGGCGCUGCAGUUGCAGAGACAGGUGGCAGGGGCUGAGGCUGCCCUCAGGGAUGCCCAGAAGGAGGUCCUGGGCCUGCAGCGGAAGCUGGCAGAGGCCAAGGUCACAGGCGAAGCCCGGGCCAGGAAGCUGGAGGGGCUGCUCUCUGAGAGCCAAGGGGCCACGCACAGUCUGCAGGCCGAGCUGCGCAGCGCCACCAGGAGGCUGCAGCAGGCCAGCAGCCGGGCCGACAGCCUCCAGGGCCGCCUGGACAAUGCCUGUGGCCGGGUGCACAGCCUGGAGCGAGAGCUGGCCGGAGCCCAGGCCGCCCAGCGGCAUGCGGAGUCUCAGCUGGGCCGGCUGUGCUCUGUGCUUCACCACAGCCUGGGGCUCUGGGGACGGAGCACAGCAGUCUCCCCUCAGCACCUCGGGUCCCCAGCGAGAGGCUCCGGAGGCCCCCGGGUCCACCCCGAGCAGCAGAGUGCCUGCACCUGCGCUGGGCCUCGCUCCCUGCGACCAUCACCUGCACCCGGAGACCCUGGCCCAGAGCUCAUGGACGUGGCCUCGGUGCAGGACGCCCUGCGGGGCUUGGUGCAGAAGCUUCGGGACACCCAGCGGGAGCGGGACGACUGCCGAGUCCAGGUGGCCGGCCUCAGCAGCCGGCUGAGUGUGGCGGAGCGGGAGCGUGCCCGAGCCCAGGGCCGCAUACGGCAGCUGCAGAGGGCGCUGGCCGAGGCCCAGGAAGGCCUGCGCCAGGCAGAGGGUGCACUGGGCAGUGCCCAGGCAGCACGGGACCUGCAGAAGGAGGCCCUCCUGAAGCUGCAGACGGAGCACCUGGCCAGCACGCGGGCGGCGGCUCAGGACAGGCGGCGGCUGCAGAUGGAGCAGGAAGUGCCAGCCACUGAGAAGGGGCAGCUGGGCCAGUCCCUGAGUAGCCUGCACCAGGAGGUGGAUGGGGCCCUGCGGCAGAACCAGCGGCUGCAGGCCCAGCUGCAGGCCACACGGGCCCUGGCGUCCCGAGAGCAGAUCCACCAGCGGUGGAUGAAGGGGCUGGAGCAGCAGGUGGCCAGCCUGAAGGAGCAGCUGGACCAGGAAGUGCGGCAACGGCCACAUGGCCACCUCCACCAGGCCUCCCGGGCCAGGCAGUGAGCCCACUGCAGACACUGCACAGCUCGGCUGCCUGCAGCCCUGAGCAGCCGGACACGGGCUCCUCCGGGCAGGGGACCCAGGCGGCCGAGGACCUGGGCUGAGAAAGCUCAGCGGUGCUGCAGAGGGGGCAGUGCAGGAGGGACACAGGCACCUGGCCAGAGCUGCCUACCCACUCCCUGGGGCACUCUGGCCCCACCGGGGCUCUGCCGCUGGCUGGGCUGGCCCGGCUGCCGGUCACUCCUCUCCAGCACCCUUCCUGCCACAGGGAGCAGGCUGUGGAUGCCUCCUCAGCCCGCCCUUGGCGUGGCGCUCAUUUCCGCUUCGGACCUGCCGUUCUUGCCAGGACCUGGUGGCCGGGUCUUGCCAGGCAGGCUUCCUUGGCCACAGGCUGCAUUCCCAGCCUCGCUCUGUAAACACCGGGAAGCACGUGGGAAACAUUUCCACCAACACGAGCCAAAAACACAAUGUCCCGCAAGGCCAGCCGCCACAUCCCACGUCCAGAGGCUGUGGAACCUCCUGAGUCCAGGAACUGCCUCCUGUCACGGUGGCAGGUGGCUGGAAAUGACUCAGAUUCGAGUCCCUGUGACUCACUGGCCACAAGAGGUACUAAAGUGUGAAAUCUGAAGUUGUUCCAGAGGUUCCUGCAUCCCCAGUGGGGAGACACUGGGAAAAUUCCUGUGAGUUGCCACAGGGGUCUGUUACAGCCACCUGCUGGCCUCUUCCCUGGUCUCCCCAAGGAACUGGUCAGUGAUGCACCUUCCUCUGCUCUCACAUUGUAAGCAGCACCUUUAGGGCCAGGCACCAGGCCACAGGAAAAUCCUGUGUGCCUUGGCCCAGGCUGCCCUCAGGGCCCGGGCAUGGGAUGCCACCCACUCUGCCCACCAUGAGCCAUGACCACGCUGUCAGAGGCUGUCCUCUCUGGUCAGCCCUGGGACCUACUUGAACUUAGUAAGGGAGUGACACAUUCUAAGUCCCCAAAGCCAGGGCCGGGCAGGUGACCAGAGGCCCCCUGGCCUGUCCACGCUGCUCGCUCAUCAGUGGCAGAGUAAGAAGGAUCCACAGCUCAGCCCAGCUCUGAUGGGAGGCUCCAGGCACAGGAGCUAGUGGUGGCAGGAUGCCCUGAUGGCUAUGUGCCCACCACAGUGGCCAGGCAUGGGCAGCGGUGAGCCACUGGAGCAGAGCUUGCUUGCCCUGGUGCCAGGCGGUGUCCUGCAAAACACAGCAUGUGGCAGAUUUGUCUGCCUCCUCCCUCUGCACCCACCUGGAGGACAGCAGGGCCCUCCGGGAGGUGAGGGUAGAGAACUGGGUGGGCAAGGAGGAAGAAGGCCUGGACACCUGCCCUGAGCCACACCCAGAGUCUGAGGGGAGGGGACCGUGACAGCCCCACAGUGGCCUGCUCCCCAGAACUCUGGAGAAAGCGGGGCCCGGCCUCCGAGAGGCCGCCACAGUGACAUUCAUCCCACAAGCAUGGGCAGCCUCGCAGGUGUCUGCGGGGCUCCGAGGUGACCCUCAGGCCUGGUGCCUGCAGGGGACAGGCCCCAGGGUGCCUUAUGGACACUGGAUUUCCACACAGCUUUGCGCCCUAGGGCCCAUGUGCGGCUCCUUAGGUGGCCUCGGGGGCCUUCACAGCUCCAAACCGAAUCUUUGGGGGCCACCCCCCAGGUGUGGCUCAGGCUCAAUGUUCCCACCCUUACACAGCUCAGGACUGGCAUUGCAAAAAAAUAAAUCACAGAGAAUCAGAACAUAAAGAUCAUAACCAACCCCAACAUCAAGGUGGACCCCACGUGGCCUGUUCCCUGCAGGUACCAGGCCUUAGGGCCCCUUCUUUCCUUUGUCUAGCAUGCAGGUUCGUGGGACAGUUGAGGUCAUACCUUGUGAGCUACUUGGAACAUUACCUUUUGAAAGCCAGUUUUACUGUUGUAAUGAGAUUAGGGUUUUUCCAUGUCGUUAAAAAUGCCUCUGAAGCACAACUGUCAGCCGAGCUAGCUCCAGGGACCACGAGGGAAGCAGAACAGACGGGACUGUCUCUACAGGGCCCAGGAUGCCUCCUGGAGCCCAGUCACCCUGGCCCCAUGUGCAGCCCCUGCCGAGGCAGAGGGGAUGAGCCAGUGCUCAGGAGGCUCGGGUCUCCAUCCCCCGAGGGCAGGAGCACCAGCGCCUGUGCCACCUGCAGCAUCUGCUGCCUCCCUCUUUCCUCAGCACCAAGCAACAUCGCCUCUGGGGAAGUAAAUGCCAAGCCCCACUGGCUCCUCCCCAGGAGGAGCUGAGGUCCUGCAUGGGUGGCAGGCAUGGGGCUGCGAGUGCACACGGUGAGGAGCGGGUCGGGCUGUGCCGUCCCCUGCCUGCCCCACACAGCCUCACGGGUGGGGGAUCCACAGGUGCUGUCCCCUCUCCCCUGUCCUGCUUCUCUCCCCUGGACUGGGGAGGUUUACUGGGGGCCGGACCUCUGGCUGCACCCAUGGGGUGGGAACGCCAGGGACCACCUGGUGGGACCAGCUGGGGGCCCCUUGCUUCGCCGCCACCUCUGGUCCUGUGGGACUGGAGACCAAGCCCAGUUCUCCUUCCCUUCCCACCGGGUGCCCAAGUCCUGAGUGGCCUGGGGUGGCUCCGGGGCUCCCUGUCUAUGCUGCACACAAAUCAGGCCCUAAAUUAAAGUGCCACAGGGCCACGGGGCAGGCUCCAGUUUCCUGCCACAGAACAUGAGCCCGCUUGAUAAAGCAACUUUGGUUUUGAUAAAUGUGGAUUUUCUGUGGCAGAGACAAAGGCGCCCUUGAGCCCAGAGGGACCUAAAACAGCACAGUGCUGAAAAGUAUUUCCUGAUCAUAUUUUUAGCACCUGAAAAAAAAACACAUUUUUUUCUCC